This is a messenger RNA of Echinops telfairi (small Madagascar hedgehog), 6250 nucleotides long. It is a transcript of the gene USP54, whose product is annotated as ubiquitin specific peptidase 54. The record is from RefSeq and is a predicted model, not a curated record. Bases 484 to 5472 code for a protein of 1662 amino acids. The transcript is spliced from 23 exons. Gene Ontology annotation, biological process: protein deubiquitination. Lineage: Eukaryota; Metazoa; Chordata; Mammalia; Afrosoricida; Tenrecidae. Gene Ontology annotation, molecular function: cysteine-type deubiquitinase activity.
GUGCCAUGCCCUUUCUUGUGAUUGCUUGAGGUCUUUUGGGGGAGGUGAAGUGUAUUCUCCUUUGGAAAAAUCUUCCGUCCGAAGAAGCAUUAAAAACCAGCCUACAGAACACCUCUCACCCCGAUUUUGGAUGCUGCUGGAGUUACGGGUUACAGACACUGCACCGGGAUUUUAUGGAGGCGGUUCAAGAAAAAUAGAAGAAAGCAACACCUACAGACUUCUGUUUGCAACAGUCCCGGCCAUUUACCCUUUGGACGUCAUCUGGAGGAAAUGAAGGACAGCUCUGUCCCCUGGAUCUAAGAGAUUACCUGAGUCUCUUGCGCUACAUACGUGAUGUUUGCAAGGUUGUAAACUCAAAAUCUUCUGACACAAAUUCAUUAAAUUCUGUAUUUUCUUUCUAUUGAGAACUUCGGCAGAAAAAAACACUUCCUGCCCAAAGGAUACAAAAUCUUCUCAGUGUUUUCAGGCUAAAUGUGAACCAUAAUGUCGUGGAAGAGAAAUUAUUUUUCCGGAGGUCGGGGUAGCGUCCAAGGAAUGUUUGCACCUCGGAGUUCGACUUCCAUAGCCCCCAGCAAAGGGCUCAGCAAUGAGCCAGGGCAAAAUAGCUGCUUCCUCAACAGUGCCCUCCAGGUUUUGUGGCACUUGGACAUCUUCCGUCGUAGCUUCAGGCAACUCACGAGUCACAAGUGUAUGGGCGAUUCCUGCAUCUUUUGUGCUCUCAAGGGAAUCUUUAACCAGUUUCAGUGUAGUAGUGAAAAAGUGCUUCCAUCUGACACUCUCCGCAGUGCUCUGGCAAAGACUUUCCAGGAUGAGCAGCGUUUCCAGCUGGGAAUUAUGGAUGAUGCUGCAGAAUGCUUUGAAAAUCUCCUGAUGAGAAUUCACUUCCACAUUGCUGAUGAAACGAAAGAGGAUAUAUGUACUGCUCCACAUUGCAUCUCUCAUCAGAAAUUUGCAAUGACGUUGUUUGAGCAGUGUGUAUGUACUAGCUGUGGGGCUACUUCGGAUCCAUUGCCUUUCAUCCAGAUGGUACAUUACAUCUCCACUACUUCCCUUUGCAAUCAGGCCAUUUGUAUGUUGGAAAGACGUGAAAAACCGUCACCGAGUAUGUUUGGUGAACUGCUGCAGAAUGCCAGCACCAUGGGGGAUCUGCGAAACUGCCCUAGCAACUGUGGAGAGAGGAUCCGGAUUCGCCGUGUGUUGAUGAAUGCACCACAGAUUAUCACAAUUGGGUUGGUGUGGGACUCUGACCACUCAGACUUGGCAGAGGAUGUCAUCCACAGCCUGGGCACCUGCCUUAAGCUGGGUGAUCUGUUUUUUAGAGUGACAGAUGAUCGGGCCAAGCAAUCUGAACUGUACUUAGUGGGAAUGAUCUGUUACUAUGGCAAACAUUAUUCCACAUUCUUUUUCCAAACAAAAAUCCGCAAAUGGAUGUAUUUUGAUGAUGCUCAUGUCAAGGAGAUUGGGCCCAAAUGGAAGGACGUGGUGACCAAAUGCAUCAAGGGACAUUAUCAGCCUUUGCUGUUGCUUUAUGCAGACCCCCAGGGGACUCCAGUAUCCACCCAGGACCUGCCUCCUCAAGUUGAAUUCCAGUCAUAUAGCAGGACAUGCUAUGAUAGUGAAGACUCAGGGAGGGAGCCCUCCAUCUCAAGUGACACUCGAACAGAUUCUUCAACGGACAGCUAUCCCUACAAACACUCCCAUCACGAGUCUGUGGUCAGUCACUUCUCUUCUGAUUCUCAGGGGACAGUCAUCUAUAAUGUGGAGAAUGAUUCCAUGUCUCAGAGCAGUCGGGACACAGAAGUAGGAAAGGGAUCAGACCAGAGCAAAACAGACUACAUUGGGCAGUUGAUUGGAAGACACCUGACUGAUAGUGAAUGUAACCAGAAACACACAUCCAAGAAAGGGUCACUGAUCGAACGCAAGAGGAGCUCCGGCAGGGUUAGGAGGAAAGGUGAUGAGCAGCAGGCCUCAGGGUACCACAGCGAAGGAGAAACACUGAAAGAGAAGCAGGCUCCAAGGAAUGCCUCCAAACCAACCAGUGGGAUCAAUAGGCUAAGAGACUUUAAAGAGACAGUCAGUAAUAUGAUCCAUAACCGGCCAUCUGUGGCUUCUCAGACCAACCUGGGAUCCCCCUUUGGGGGCAGGGGAAGAGACCAGCCUGGAAAAAAGCUGCCUAGGAACCUGCCCUUGCACUCCCACGACUGGGAAGCAGAGAGUACCAGCAGUGAGUCCAAAUCCAGCUCUUCUAGCAAGUAUCGUCCAACGUGGAGACCGAAACGGGAGUCUCUGAAUAUUGAUAGUAUCUUUAGUAAGGACAAAAGGAAGCACUGUGGCUACACCCAGCUUAGCCCUUUUUCUGAGGAUGCAGCUAAAGAAUUGACACCAGAUGAACUAAACAAGCCACCUGCUUUUGCCAGUAAAGCUGGGGGACCAAGCCUCCGCUGUAAGUCCUGGGGCCCAGCUCGACCAGGCUCUCACCUCCUAGAGCAGCACCCCCGUCUCAUCCAACGAAUGGAAUCUGGCUACGAGAGCAGCGAGAGGAACAGCAGCAGCCCUGUCAGCCUGGAUGCAGCAGUGCCUGAAAACUUGAAUGUCUGCAGGGACGCAAGUGCUAAGAGAUCAGCUGGGUUGGUCCCUGCCUGGCAUCAUAUCCCCAAGUCUCACAGCAGUAGCAUCCUGGACGUGGAUUCCACAACAUCCAUGAGUGGCUGGACAAAGACUCAGCCUAUCUCAGGUGGAGAAAUAUCUUCCAAAAGUGAACUGGAUGAGCUCCAAGAAGAAGUGGCCAGGAGAGCCCAGGAACAGGAGCUUCAAAGGAAACGAGAGAAGGAAUUAGAGGCAGCUAAGGGCUUUAACCCUCAUCCCAGCCGGUUUAUGGACUUGGAUGAAUUACAGAAUCAGGGGAGGAGUGACGGCUUUGAGAGGUCCCUUCAAGAGGCAGAUUCACUGUUUGAAGAGUCAAUGCAUCUGGAACAGAAGGGAGACUGUGCUGCAGCUUUGGCUAUCUGUAACGAAGCAAUCUCUAAACUAAGACUUGCCCUGCAUGGUGCCAGCUCUAGCACGCACAACAGAGCCCUAAUCGAUAAGAAGUUGCAAAUCAGUAUUCGAAAAGCACGGACUCUGCAGGAUCGCAUGCAGCAGCAGCAAUCACCACAGCAGCCGUCGCAGCCCUCAGCCUGCCUCCCUUCACAAGGGGGGGUCCCUCCUCAGCCAACCAGUGAACAACCUAUCCCGCUCCAAGUACUGUUGAGGCGGGAGGCCCCGCUGGCACCUUGCACGGACACAGAGAUGGGGGCCAGUUCUUUCUUCCACUCAUCCACUCCUUGCCAAGAGUCAUACUCAUCACCAUCCCCCGAGGCUCCCGCCCCGUCUGCCUCGCAGCACAGCUCCUCUGACAGACCUGCCUCAAGCCUUCUGAUUUUGGUUGAUGCAGACAGCGCUGACCCCUCUGCAUUCCAGAGUCACAGUUUACCUAAAACACCAGGGAGGACUGUAAAGAAUCCUCAUCAUUGUCGGGAGCCAUUGGACACCCUAGAAUGUAAACUGCAACGCUACAGGGGUGCCAACAGCAGUUGCAGCAGCCUACCUUCACAGAAAGGAAGAGGAAUUGCUCAAGAACAACUUUUCCAAGAAAAGAGAGAUCCUGAUGAGCUCCCCCUGGUGUUGCCUUGGUCACACCCACCUGCAACAACCCCUUCUGAAAGAGGUGGGGCACAUAGCCCCAGCUGUAGUCCUUCAAGUUUAUCAGCUCAGCCAAGUCUUCCCCAACACAGGGAAUGCCAUCUCAUAAGGCUUACUGCUUCCCCGUCUGUGCUUCCCUCUCCUGAUCCUGUGCAGAACACUAACCAAUGCCUCCAAGCCAAAAGCCCCCAAACCUCAUUGACUUCAAAAGUGGAGGGAGGCAGUGAGGACCCCUAUAGGUCAGAAUUUCCCAACACAAAGGGGCUUGUCCGCUCUCUGGCAGAGCAGUUCCAGAGGAUGCAAGGUCCCUCCACAAAGGAUGAUAGAAGUUCCCAGGAUAGAAGUUUGCCAAGUAAUCUGAGGAAGAACUCUUCCCCUUCUGACUCUAUGUCUCCUUUCCCACAAGAUCAAGGGAAAAGUCAUAGGCUUUGGGCGAAACCGCCACCUUCUCUGGAUGGUAGGGAUAGACUUCCUUCUUGGGAAAACCCUACUGGUCAUCUGGCCGUGAACUUUGGGUUGCCUAAUGGGGAAACUUCUUGGAGAGAACAGUCCACAUUUGUAGAGCCAGAAAAAUACAAAGGGCAGCCAUCCCAAGUGAGAGAUGCUAGACCCAAGGAGCUGGGCGGUAGCAUUGAUGGGGGGACUUCCUUGCCUUGGGAUUCCUGGGUCAAUGCCACAAGGCUCUAUGAUUCUCAGCUUAAAUAUGGGGUCUCUGGGCCAGAAGUGAAGUCCUCUCCACCUACUCCCCAUACCUGCAUACCCUAUCCUGAAAGAAACCACGUCCUUUUGCAUCCACAUUGGAACCAAGACACAGAGCAGGAGACCUCAGAAUUGGAGUCUCUCUACCAGGCCAGUCUUCAGGCUUCUCAAGCUAGCUGUUCUAAAUGGGGGCAGCAGGAUGUGUCCUGGGACACAUUUAGCCAAACAGGCACUGCAGAUGGCAUGGGGAGGAGGCUGCACUCGGCCCCUGGCCUUGGUCUCUCAAAGACCCCAACAGCAGAAAUGGAAUACAGUGUCUGUGAAGCCAGCACAGUGGCAGCUUCUCAGGAAUCAUCAAACAUGCGGAAAAAGCCUUUGGAAUCCGGGCAUCGUUGUUCCAGCUCCUCUUCUCUCUCUGUCAUCCAUGACCCUCCUGUGUUUCUCCUUGAUCCCCAGCUAUAUCCUCCCCAACCACAGUACCUGCCCCCAGAUGUCCUGAUGCCCACCAUGGCAGGGGAACCCCAUAGAGCCCCAGGAACUUCGAGGAAUGUCCAGCAGUUUCUGGCUGUGUGUGACAGGGGUGAAACUUCCCAAGGGAUCAAGUACACAGAAAGGACUUUGAACUACCGGAGUCUCCCCCAUCGUUCCAGGACAGAUUCUUCUUGGGGACCCUGGUCAGAGACUAACCAGCAUGUUGGGGGCAGAUUUCUGACCAAUCCAGGGUACCAGCCUCCACUAACUCAUACUGCCACACUACCAGAAAGAUGCCAGGGACUUGGGGUUCCUCAUGCUCCUACCUCAGGGGAUCUUUUCCACUCACCCUCCCACCCUCCCAUUGUUCACCAUGUGUCCUCAGUAUCCAACAGCCGUCACGCACCCAAGAGAUCAGGAUGGAAUUCAGGCCUUACACUGCAGUCCAGAGCUCCUGGUCCUCGAAGAGUAGAUAUGCCCCCAGAGGAUGACUGGAGGCAAAACAGUUAUGCCUCUCAGUAUGGGCCUAGGAGGACUGGGGAUGGGCUUCUGUUGUUUUUGUCAGAUGCCUCCAGAAAAGAACAGCUCAGGGCCAGAACCCUGCAGCACAGCAGGUGGUAAGGGCCAGGCUUUCCUUUCUUGGAACCAUACCAGUCUUUAUAAAACAACACGGUGGGCAGACUGGUAGCCUGCAUCCCUGCCCUGUCAUGUUUGUGCCAGUUUCAUCUCAGCAUAGAAUUGCCCGUUUUCCUUAGGGAUGCCAGGGAUUUCUAAGGAGACUUGGCUCUUUGAGAAGAAAUACCUGAGGUUCCAAUUUCCAUUCAGUUAGCAAAAGGAAGCAGCAGCUACUAUUUUGGGCUUUAUUUGAGUCACUUUCAGAUGAAUCCAUAAUCUUACUGUGGAUACUAGCCAUUCCUUGUCUUAAGGUCACCAUUUUAUGCCUGGAUACUCAUAAUGUGUCCAUUUCCACUUGAACGCUCAUGCUCUAAUUACUACUGUAGUCCCAAUGUUUAAUCUGUUUGAUCUACCAAUGUCUGUUACUUGACCCUUGUUUUUCCUGGCCCCAUCCUUGAAGGAACAUGUGGUAGCCCUGUGGUCAUGGUUUUGACAAAAAUCAUCUGGAUAGCCUACCUGCCCAGGUCUUACGGCCUAUCGCCCUUCUCUGUGUCCCCAAACGUUAGCCUGGAAUGUGGAGCUACCCACAGAACGUUCACCUUUCUGAUCAGAUGGAGUCAGGCACACUAACACGUCCUCCUGUCCCCAGCAGCAGAGCCAUUACUGCCAUUUGCCUAGUUGCCAUUGUAAACUCUCAAAGUCAGCUGAACUAUUUUAGGGCCAAACAUACUGUUUUUUGUAAAGUAUUUUUCACUAAUAAAUCUAUAAGAUAGUUCUAUUUAAA